This is a messenger RNA of Cyprinus carpio (common carp), 4722 nucleotides long. Its product is annotated as zinc finger and BTB domain-containing protein 46-like. The record is from RefSeq and is a predicted model, not a curated record. Gene Ontology annotation, biological process: regulation of transcription by RNA polymerase II. Gene Ontology annotation, molecular function: RNA polymerase II cis-regulatory region sequence-specific DNA binding; DNA-binding transcription factor activity, RNA polymerase II-specific; protein binding. NCBI's taxonomy places the organism in Eukaryota, Metazoa, Chordata, Actinopteri, Cypriniformes, Cyprinidae.
AGAGAGAGACAGAGAGAGAGAGACAGAGGGGGAGGUUGGUUCCUGAUACCGAGACACGGAAAAGCAGGGGAGGGAGAAUCACAGAAAAAGACGAGCGUGGAGAGAGGGAGACAGCGAGCAGGGGAAUUACACUGACCGACACACACGCGUCUCCCAGCUGACUGCUGACAUUGUUGACGUGCUCACUCUCUCAAACCUGUCACGAGCGAAAUACUGGAGCUCCAAAGCAUCGACAUCGCGCUCCCCCAGAACUCAUGGGUUAACAGACUCUGUUCAGAAGAAGCAGCCACCCGUUAGUCCAAUGAAUAACCGGAAGGAAGACAUGGAGAUCACGUCGCACUACCGGCAGCUCCUGCGGGAGCUGAACGAGCAGCGGCAGCACGGCAUCCUGUGUGACGUGUGUGUGAUCGUGGAGGGCAAGAUCUUCAAGGCGCACAAGAACGUGUUGCUGGGCAGCAGCCGCUACUUCAAAACACUUUACUGCCAGGUGAAGAAGAGCUCAGAGCAGCAGGCCACCAUCACACACCUGGACAUCGUCACAGCUCAAGGCUUCAAGACCAUCCUUGACUUCAUGUACUCUGCCCACUUGGCACUCACUAGCAAGAAUGUGAUUGAAGUGAUGUCGGCCGCCAGCUAUCUGCAGAUGACCGACAUAGUGCAGGCGUGUCAUGGCUUCAUAAAGGCAGCGUUAGACAUCAGCAUUCGCUCCGAGCUUGCAGAUGAACUUGCAGAUAUUGAGAUGGGCAACGUGGUGAGCUCUAUGGGAGGCGGGGCUGGGCCUGGUGUGGGUGGAGCCUCGGAGGCACUGGCGUCCAUGAUCUCGGCCCGCAGUUCCUCGCCAUGGUUGGCCAGACGCACCAGCCCGGCGAACUCAUCUGGUGACUCCGCCAUCGCUAGCUGCCACGAAGGCGGUAGCAACUAUGGCAAAGAGGACCAGGAACCCAAAAGCCAUGAGAGCCAGGAGGAUGCUUGUUUGCAGCCCUUAUGGCCUACUGAUUACCGUUCUGUCCAGGUCAAAGAGGAGCAGGUCUCCCCCUCCAAUCUGCAAGAUGGGGCUGGCCAAGGGGCACAAGGCAUACCUGGAGAGCAAGGUGGACGAGGAGAGGGGGGCUGGCAACCCCCAGGCUCAGGCCGCAGGAAAAACCGCAAGAACAAGGACACAGUCAGGCACAUAACCCAACAGAAUGAAGGGGACAGUCGGACGGCAUCGCCGCUACCGUCCAUGGUCUCCAAUCCUGGCUGGAGCUACAGCAACCAGGACAUUUCAGGUGCAGAAGUGACAGAACCCAACAUUUCCGACACCCGCGGCGAGCGCAUGGACCUCCUGGUAAAGCAGGAGGAGGCCGCAGCGGGGGACGGAGCGUUUCUGUCCGGGGAGCGGGAUGAGGCCGUGGCCCAGGAGAGAGCGGGUUCGGUGGCCAACCUGCGAGCCGCCCUCAUGAGCAAGAACAGUUUGUUGUCUCUGGGGGCAGAGAUGCUCGGAGAGGAGAACCCGCUUCUGUUCGACUACCUGCCCAAGGGAGGACACUCUCUCUCCCUUAAUGACUUCACAGUGAUCAGGAAGAAGUUUAAGUGCCCAUACUGCAGUUUUUCUGCCAUGCACCAGUGCAUCCUGAAGAGGCACAUGCGUUCACAUACGGGCGAGAGGCCGUAUCCCUGUGAGAUCUGCGGGAAGAAGUUCACCCGGAGGGAACAUAUGAAACGCCACACACUGGUGCACAGUAAGGACAAGAAGUACGUGUGUAAAGUAUGCAGUCGUGUCUUCAUGUCGGCCGCCAGCGUGGGCAUCAAGCACGGCUCUCGGCGUCACGGCGUCUGCGCAGACUGCUCGGGUCGAGGCAUGGCUGCCCUGCUGGACCAGAAUGGUGAGGACGGCUCGCCAGAAGAGGAACUCUUGUAUUCCGGUGACCACCGUUUCCCCGAUGACACCGCCGAUGGAGAUGGGGAAGAGGAGUUGAUGGUGGAAGCGGAGCUGAUGGGAGAAGGUGAAGGAGAGGAGGAGAAUGGGAAAUGGCGGGCUGGCUCAGGGAUGUCACAGCGAGACGACAGAGUAAUAGACGAUGGCAAAGAGGAAAGUGACUCAGCUCUGGAAGGUGAUGCCAGGACGGGAAGCGAGAAAGACUUCAGUUGGAUCUCCUAAUCCAAUGCCUGGAUGCUAUUCCAAGGUUGACCACCUGUUCCUAUAAGGAGAUAUGCUUAAGGCAGGGCAAUCGGAUCUCAGCAUAAGGGAGGAGCCGGAUUCAGAGAGAUCCUUCAGAUGCCCACAGGGCUGCCAAAGGAGAGACAGUGGAGAGUCCUCUCGCCCCCGACUCCAUGUGCUUCUGACCCAGGCUUCAGUUUGUCUCCUUUCUUCCUUGAGGACCAAACGGGUUUCUGUGUAUGUGUUUGCUAUUUCUUCAGACAAAAGAGAUUGCAUUGUCUCGGGAGACUGUCCAAAUCAGUACCAUGCUUUGAUGGGUCAGACAGACAAAGUGUACGAAAGAUGUGCUCUUGCCAUAUGGUCAGUUUCCACCAGGGGGCACUGGCUAAUCUAUUGCGCAGCAGUUCACGUCAGAAGACUUGCACGAGUUUUGUUGGCACAUUGUUGUUUUCUGCGAAGAUAAACUGCAACAGACUUGCACUUUAAACAUUGACUAGAGUCCUAUCGAUUCCCUGUUUCUGUGGUUUACAUUUUUAUUCCAAUUUACAUAGAUGAAUAUGGUGACCGCACCUACCUUUAAGGAUACACAGUAUGUCCUUAUGACUGUUAUAUAUGAACAUUUGUGCUAGGAGUGCUAAUUAUAAUGUAUGCCUUGUAAUGUUUUAUUUUGUUGCAAUUUUCAUUCCUGAACAUUUAUAUAGAGCGGAAAAAUCAUGUAUAUAGACACAUAUAAGAGAGAUGUUGAUUUUGUGUUUUCAACAAAGAAUGGUAAAGGGGAAGAUGGGUGAACACUAUGCAGAAACGAAUCUUUCUAGUUCUCAACAAUCUUUAUUCUCUCUAUUAUGGGAGAUAAAACUUGUCUUCAGCAAUGGCAAAGGAGAGAGAUUGGAGGAGAUAUACGAGUAGAUUUAUGGAAAUAUUACUUGUAAAGACUGUAAUAUUUCCUCAUUAUUUGCAUUCCAUAGUGGACACAGUCAGGGAUAGGUAUGGUUUUAUACAGUGGGUUUCCAGUGUGGUGUUUCUAUAAAAAAAAAAAAAAUAAUACAUUAACAAAACCUGUAUGCAAAUGUGUGUAUUUUGUAGGUUUGGUGUGUGUGUGUUGGGGUGUGUGGGGGGGUUAACUCAAGCUAACAUCAUUCAGAAGCCUUUACUAAAACGAUUCAGACUCUCUCCUCUCGACCCUCUUUUUACAUUCGACGUACUUCGCAUUUGCUCACAGCCUUGCCAUUGUACUGUACCGAGUCUGCCUCUGAAAUCUUAAAGCCGUGUGAUGUGACAGGGAGAUAACAUGCCUUCCCACUAAAUAUUUAUUGCUCUAACUUUGGGAAUAUUCAGAAAUAUGCAUCAAUUUCUUAAUCAGUGAACCACAGCUUUCUUUUGUUAUCAGUCCAUUUAAGAUGACGAAACAAAAACACUUUGUAAUGAGACCAUGGGGACUGAUGUGUGCUGUAAAGUGAAAUUGCUGUUCAUUUAUUGGGUUUAAAUGUUUAUUUAUUUAGUUUGUGUUUUUUUGAGGGAGAGAUUGUCUAAACAUUUUACACAUCCUUACCAUUCUGUUUGACUCAGUGUGUGUGUGUGUGUGUGUGUGUACGAGUGCGUGAAGGACCGGGUUCAUGAAUGUCUUUUUACUUAUUGUUUUAACAAUCUGUGCCAGAAUCUUUGACAAUGGGAAUAAACGCUAUAUUAUGCUUUACUUAUGAUUAACAAAUUUUGAUUAUUAUGGUUACUGUUGAUGUUGUAAUUCUUAUUGUUAUUAUGAUUAUAAUUAUUGUUAUUAUUAUUAAGUGCUGGAGGCUAAGCUUUAUUAUCUGUUUCAUUUUUCAUUUCCUUUCUUGAAAAACAGUGUAAAACUUUCCAAUCUUGCCUUUCUAUGGACAGCAAGCCAUGUGGCUUUCAGAAGUAAUUAUAUUGUGCCAGUUCCAUGCAUUUCUGGGUGAUAUUUGAGAACAUUUUUUCCUUAUUAUAUUCUAUUUUGUUUUUGAAGGACGAACCUUCUGAGAGCUUAACUUACUAAGUGUUGACAAAGAUAUAUACAGCACACACUUUUAUAUUACUAACGUACACUAAGUAAUGAAUAUUAUACCAAAAAAUAAUAAUCUGGUAUACUUUUAGUAUACAUUUAGUGCUUUUGUUUCGAUUUGGUGUACAGGUGCGAAGCUUUGAUCAAACAGUGAUUUGCUUGGUUGAUUUCAUUUUUUUCCCCCUCUACUUUGAGAAAGCAAAGAUUAUAGUGUUAUGUUAUGAAGGGCCACUUGAAAGUACAUUUUAAAGAAGAAUCGCAGCUUUAAUUCUGUUGCCCUUGGAAACAUGCUCAAGUUUUAAUGGAUGUGCUCUACUGUAUGCCAUGACUCUGCAUCUGAAGUUUGAAGGCUGGCCACUAUCAUGUGGAAACAUGGGAAAUGUAUGCUUUGCAAUGAGAACUUUAGACCUCAAAUGUCAUUGGCCCAAGCGCCAGGCACAACUGCUAUCCAAAUUCCUCCAAAUAAUUGGACAUUUAGCUUUUUCCUGUUUAAUUUAUUGUGUGUUCUUUACCUUUAAUUGAAAUAAAAUCUGUUGGAAUUUAAAAGACAAACUGGAUCACA